Molecule: messenger RNA, 5150 nt
Organism: Labrus bergylta (ballan wrasse)
Lineage: Eukaryota; Metazoa; Chordata; Actinopteri; Labriformes; Labridae
Product: un-named hu7910
Biological process (GO): peptidyl-aspartic acid hydroxylation
Cellular component (GO): endoplasmic reticulum; membrane
Molecular function (GO): peptidyl-aspartic acid 3-dioxygenase activity; protein binding
Source: RefSeq, a predicted model, not a curated record
GACGUAAGACCUUCCAUGCAGCGCUACCGCCAAUAUGGCACCUCCUACUCCUCCCCCUCUCCCCCCUCUCCCCCCUCACCUCCCUCGCCUCCUGUAGAGGAGAUCCACGCUGAGGAGGAGGAGGAAGUGUACACUGAGGAGGAGGUGUACACUGAAGAGGAGGUUUAUGAAGAGGAGGAGGUGGCACCACUGAUACAGGAGGGGGCAGAGCCUGUUGUGCAGAAGACAGGAAGUGACGAGGCGGUCCAGAAGAAGGAGGAGAUGCAGGCUGUCAUCCAGGAGACAGAGGGGCGGUCUCCACCUGUGGAAAGCAAGAAUGGAAAGAGGACGGAGAGAGGAGGAGGAGGAGGAGGAGGAGGUGAUGCAGGAGAUGCUGGAGGAGGUGGUUCUAAGUAUUCCAUGUUCACCUGGUUUGUGGUCCUGGCUCUGCUGGGUGUCUGGAGCUCAUUCGCUGUGGUGUACUUCGACAUCGUGGACUACGACAGUGUUAUCGCCAGAGCUAAGGAGUUUCGUAUGAACUUUUCGGAAGUUUUACAAGGUAAACUGACGGCCUACGACACAGAUGGAGACGGAGACUUUGAUGUGGAAGAUGCUAAAGUUCUGCUCGGGCUGAAGGAAGCAGAGAAAUCACCUGUGGGAGAUUCACCUGUGGACAAGACAAUUUUAAAACCAGAAGACGCCAGCAAGCCUUUAGCUGAAACAACCAAUGAGCAAGCGGCUGAGUCACAGGGGGCGGAGCCAACAGAGGCAUCAGUUGAAACACCGACUGAGGAUACUGCAUCAGUGUCAGAGAGCAGCAGCUCUCCUGUCCUUGGUGACGAUGAUAAAGGCUCCAGAUCUUACGAUGUGGAGUCUGAAAUCCAAGCUGCUGUUCCCCUGCCUCUGUUGUCAGAAGAAUUUGUGCCUCAUGAUCCCAGAGACAGCGUUGAUCCUAAUGAGGAGAAAGAUGGAACCAUCGACACCACUGGAGUUCUAGUGGAGGAGCGCCCCUCAGAGGAGACUGUAGUGGACUCCACACAAUACUUGACCAGCUCCAAAGUCACACAGGAAGCAGAGACGGUGGAAGAGCCAGAGAACCAGUCCGAGCCCCCAGUGGAACCAGAACCAAAAAGUGAAACUUCUAAAGUGGCCGAGAAUAGUGCAGAGGCUGAGGGAACUACAGAGACUCAGGCUGAGGAAAAGGUCAAAGAAAAAGCAAAGAAGAAGAAACCAAAACUGUUGAAUAAAUUUGAUAAAACUAUCAAAGCAGAAAUCGACGCUGCAGAAAAGCUCCGCAAAAAGGGUAAGUUGGAGGAGGCAUUGAGAGCGUUCGAGUCAUUGGUUCAGCAGCAUCCUCAGAGCCCCCGCGCUCGCUUCGGAAAGGCCCAGACGGAGGACGACCUGGCAGAGAAGCUGCGUAGUAACGACAUGCUGCAGAAAGCCAUCAACAGCUACAGAGAGGCCGCUGAGCUCCCUGACGUGACCCCUGACCUCCUGAGAGCGGCGCUGAAGAAACGAGCAGAGAGGCAGCAAUUCCUGGGACGGAUGCGAGGCUCUCUGACGACUCUGGAGAGGUUGACUCAGAUCUUUCCGGAGGAUAUCGGUCUGAAGAACGACCUCGGCGUUGCACACUUGCUGCUGGGAGACAACAAGGGAGCCAAGAAGGUCUAUGAGGAGGUUUUGGCGGUCGCCCCUGAUGACGGUUUUGCCAAAGUUCACUACGGCUUCAUCCUGAAAUCAGAGAACAAGAUAGCAGAGAGUAUACCAUACCUGAAGGAGGGUUUGGAGUCCGGUGAACCGGGGACAGACGACGGGCGAUUUUUUUUCCACCUGGGUGACGCUCUGCAGAGAGUCGGAGACAACAGCGCGUAUCACUGGUACGAGCUGGGUCAUAAACGCGGCCAUUUCGCCUCGGUGUGGCAGAGGUCUCUCUACAAUGUGGACGGACUGAAGGCUCAGCCCUGGUGGACGCCUAAAGAGACCGGUUACAUGGAUCUGGUGAAGACGCUGGAGAGGAACUGGAAGACGAUCAGGGAGGAGGCUCUGGCUGUGAUUGACCAAAACACGGGACUGUUCAUACCUGAGGAGGAGAACCUGAGAGAAGGAGAAUGGGGGCAGUACACACUCUGGCAACAAGGUAAAAAAGCAGGAACUUCAUGUCAGGGUGUCCCAAAGACUUGUGCUCUGCUGGAUAGAUAUCCUGAAGCUACAGGUUGCAAGAGAGGACAGAUAAAGUUCUCAGUGAUGCAACCAGGUACACACGUGUGGCCUCACACUGGUCCCACUAACUGCAGACUGAGGAUGCACCUCGGCCUCGUCAUCCCCAAACACGGCUGCAGGAUCCGCUGCACCGACCAGACACGGGAAUGGGAAGAGGGAAAAGUCCUCAUCUUCGACGACUCCUUCGAGCACGAGGUGUGGCAGGACGCCGACAGUUACCGCCUCAUCUUCAUCGUGGACGUGUGGCACCCAGAGCUAACGGCUCACCAGCGCCAAACUUUGAGCCCGAUUUAGAUCCAGAACACACCGAGGACUGCAGAACUAGUAAGAACAGUAUGAAGGACUUAUCGGACCCUCUGAUUCUUCUUCUGUGGAUAAAAACACUGAAUGUCUGAGAAGAAUCCCAUUUGUUGAUGAACUACCAAAAUCGACAUUCGAAGGAUCAAAACAUCAGACUGGGGAUAUUUUCUGGGUUUUACUACUGACUUUAUUUCACCAAAACUACACAAGGUACGUGUUUACGCCCUGAUAUAGACUUAACCCAUAACUUAACUCAGUUUGGCUCAUCGUCAGGGUUAAUAAAUGUGGAAUAUUUGACUUUUUAAAAUCUGAUAUCAUAGAACAUUUUCCAGCUUGUUACUGAGACUCAAACAGAAACCCGCCCCCUGAUGCUGUGGUACGGUUUCUCAUUGUUAAGUGGGAGAAAUUGUGAUUAAGAAAACACUAAAUGUUUGAGAAGAAACCUCACUUAUCUUUCUUGAUAAGUUUGUUUAAAUGUCUUUGUUUAUGAAAUAAGAAAGGAGCCUUAAUUUUAGCUUGAACCACUAUGCAUUUCUUCAGUUUAUCCAGUGGGUUUUUAGUUUCACUUUUUCAUCACUUUUGCACAGAAACCAAGAAACACAAGAUGUUAUUAAAGAUGAUUUAUAUUUAUAUUAAAAAUAAAGAUACUGGAAAAAAAAUGGCAAAAACAAGAAAAAUGUGUUUUCUUUUUGGAAAUGAUCCCAUCUUAUUCUCAGACUUUGAAUGGUGUUAUGUGAUUCAAUGUGACCGAGCAGAAAACGAUAGAAGGUUUUGCAGCAUGUUUAAAAUGUAACAUUAAUAUAAAAACUUUCACCUCAAACUUGAAAAUUGUGAGUAUUUAAAAAAAAUCAUAAUUUUUCAUGUAUUUUGGAGCUCAACUACUUAAAUGAUAAAAAAAAAAAGAUUACAUUUUCUACCAGCAGCUGUGUAGCAGCUGUGUAGCUUUAAUGGAUGUUACAUACAGUAAUACUUUUCAAUAAGUGACCAGAUCUAAGGGUCUGUGUCUGUGUUCUUUAUUUCCUGAACUGUUGCAUUAGAGAUUCCUUAAAAUAAAACUCUUCUAAUUAAAUGAAUCACAGCACAAUCAUGUUGGUGUAAAUGUUUACUUCUAUACAUUCAUUGAAAGGAAAUACAUUACAUUACAGUCGAGUGGAGACCAGAACACUGCUUAGUGUAGCCCUGAUAACAAGUCAAACACGCUGCAAAAAAUAAUGACAAACAUGGCCUUUAAAUUUGACAUACUUCACAUUAUUUGAGAUAAAGAAGUGAAAUUAUCAGUCUGCAAGUGUUCCUUCUUCUCAAAAUUAUGUUGAACUUGUUGGCAUAUUGGUUUUGUUUCUGGUUUUCAGAAAAGAAAUUGAAGUGAAUUGACUUGGAUUAUCUCAGGAUAAGAUCGGCCAGGUGUGCCACUUUUUUCGCAGUGUGGUAAUACUUGUAACAAUAAUAUACAAUCUUCAAAUAAUUUAGACUCAAUAAAAAAAAUCUCUCCCUUCACAAUCAAAGUUAAAGUGAAAAUUUGGCAUCCUGUGGUUUCUUCAAAAUACAAUACUUUUAGAGAAAGACAUGUUUCACUCUGGUAGAACAGUUUUGAACAUUUUCAUGCAUUUGAUCACGUUUAAGUGUUGUGACUAGUGCCGUCCUUUUGUUUGAAUUGCCUCUGACAGUUGUUGUUGAUGUGAUUUUGUCGUUUUAACAUGAAAGAAAAAAUGUGACAUUAUUCUACCAAAGUGAGUUUUCCUUCAAGUCAUCCUUCCUCCCAUCCUUUCUUCAAUAACUAAUAUGGAUUUUUUUUAUCCCACGUUUAAUGAUUUAUUUCUUCUUCUGAAUUUAAGACAAAGUCAAAAGAAGACAUCAUUUAGAAAUACUCCAGCAGGAAGAUAAAAACUUAAGGGAAGUAAUGGAGCCGUCCUGCGAGUACCGCACAUUAACCUGAAAGUAACUUAAAACUUAAAUUUUAUAUUCACAAUCACAGCUCAGAAAACAGUGAACAUUAAUGUUUUUUUCUAGAAUUUAACGCUGGGUUACACCAACAAAGAUCCUUAAGUAUGAAUCAAAUCAUAUAAGUUUUGUCUUCCUAUUGCACCACAGACCUUACAGAAAAAAAACUCAAUGAAAUGUUAAAGCUGCAUUAAUACAUUUAGGCCACUAGGGGGCAGUAGAAGUGAGUUACAGACAAAAUUAGAGCGAAAUAUUGAUGCAAACAUUUUUGUCCAAUAUUCAAGUAGUGUCCACCAUUAAUUUCACAGCUAUAUGACACUUAUUAUUAGUAGAAUUAAUUUGAAAUAAUAUACAAAACAAAUGUUCUAAGCUCUGAGACUCCAAUCAAACAUCCAAGCAUGUUGGGGAGUUAGAAAGCCAGUAGAUGCUUCUUAAGACUUGCCUUUUUGAGUUCUCUACAGUAUAAAAGCAAUCCAAGUGAUAGUUAUCUGUAAAUCAAAUUGUACGAGGCAUACAUGAACUGCUAAUAGCUCAUUUGGCAUAGUUUUACAGGUUCCAGUUAGCUAAAAUGCUACAAAAACACAGCUUAUAAUAAACUGACUCCAUAGAAGCAUCUUUCUUGAAUCAUUAUGGUGAAAUAUAGCUACAAAUUAUUAUCAUCCACCAAAUAGAAGUGAAAAAGGUAAAUAAUAUGAGUGAAUAAAUUGGAUAAA